Molecule: messenger RNA, 594 nt
Organism: Trichomonas vaginalis G3
Lineage: Eukaryota; Parabasalia; Trichomonadida; Trichomonadidae
Exons: 1
Coding region: 1-594 (197 amino acids)
Source: RefSeq, a predicted model, not a curated record
AUGGAUGAACCAUGCGAUGAAGAUAUCAUCACCAAGAUAAAAGAAUCCAGAAGGGCGAACAUUGUUGUUACUGUUACACCUGAGAAUUCCGACACAGAUGAAGAGCCAUUAAAUGAAGAAGAGGCAAAAGAGAUGACAUUGACCAAUCCAAUGCCCAGGUUCUCGAUUUCAAUAUUCAUCAGGAUGCAUCCAAAGCUCCAGCUCCGAUCAUUGUGCAACUUCACAUAUGAACAUUUGGAAUACCUCGCUGACAUUAUUGAAUCCAACUGUGGAAGGGCCAGAAGAGGAAGGAAGGUCAAAUUUUCAACAAUCGAGUCUCUCUUCCUCACGCUCACAUAUUACUGCACAUACUUGCCCUAUUCAGCAUUAUGUCCGUUGCUACAUCUUUCCCAGUCAUGCUAUUCCAAAUUAGUUACAAGAACUACCAAUGUUGCAUUUCCAAUCUUUGAGAGCUAUUUUCUUCCCAAUCACUGUCCACCGUUAACUUCAAUGAAGAACAAAUUUACAAACUUCCCUGAUGCUGUUGCAGCUGUAGACAGCACUACAAUUCCUUUCAACAUCCCUUCGGUAAAGGAAGAGAGGCUUUAUAGUUGA